This is a messenger RNA of Spea bombifrons (plains spadefoot toad), 935 nucleotides long. RefSeq names its product thiamine triphosphatase (gene THTPA). The coding region runs from base 85 to 723 and encodes 212 amino acids. Gene Ontology annotation, molecular function: magnesium ion binding; thiamine triphosphate phosphatase activity. The transcript has 3 exons. Gene Ontology annotation, biological process: dephosphorylation; thiamine diphosphate metabolic process; thiamine metabolic process. NCBI's taxonomy places the organism in Eukaryota, Metazoa, Chordata, Amphibia, Anura, Pelobatidae. The record is from RefSeq and is a predicted model, not a curated record.
UCUGCCCUGCACGGAGCGGCUGAUGGGUUAGCAGCCACCUGCAGGGCUGAGGCGCACGCAGUCUGCGUUGUAACAAGCUUGCCCAUGUCUCGCUCGUCUGGCCCCAUUGAGGUGGAGAGGAAGUUUGUCCCAGGGCCAGGUGUGGAGGACCACCUCCGUUCUAUGGGAGCAGAGUUGCAAGAUGAGAUGGUGUUCCAAGAUUCCUAUUACGAUACCCCAGACCUGCGCCUCACCCUGGCUGAUCUAUGGUUGAGGAGAAGAGGAGACACCUGGGAGCUCAAGCACCCACCUGUGCGAGGGGCACGGGGAUUAACCGGCGCCUCCACCCAAUACCAAGAGCUGAACUGUGAAUCAGAAAUUAGGCGCAGGGUGAGUGAGGAACUAGGUGUCCCAUGUCCUCCAAGCUUGGAAAAUCUGGACCUGGAAGAAUUUGCGAGAUUUGUGACAACAAGGCGUAGGUUCCUGCUAAGCCCACAAGAUGGUUCUGACUUUAAAGCGGUGGUGGUGGAUUUGGAUACGACCGAUUUUGGAUUUGCCGUGGGAGAGGUGGAGGUUCUGGUUCAGACGCAAGAAGAGGUGCAAAACGCCAUGAAGAAAGUGGAGGAUAUCUGCAGGCAACUGGGCGUGCUGAGCGAGUCUCCAGUUCCAGGUAAAAUGACAACGUUUCUGCAGCGGAAUCGUGUUGAACAUUACAGGCAGCUGCUGGAGGCCCAUGUGCUUUAAAACCCGUUCUGCCACUCUUCACAGCACGCGGAAUGCGACCACUACUCUUACAGUUACGUGCCCUUGCAUGCCUUGUUUUCAGGUUUUGGCCUGACUUGGUAAUUAAAAAUAUUGUAUUAACCCUUUUCUACUCGAUUACCACAUCAGCAGACUCUUUGUAUAAAAUACCAUUAACCCGAAAUUUUAAAAAAAUGUUCUGGAGUACAAUCCAA